Molecule: messenger RNA, 2507 nt
Organism: Daucus carota subsp. sativus
Lineage: Eukaryota; Viridiplantae; Streptophyta; Magnoliopsida; Apiales; Apiaceae
Product: root phototropism protein 3
Exons: 4
Coding region: 265-2271 (668 amino acids)
Molecular function (GO): protein binding
Source: RefSeq, a predicted model, not a curated record
AAGACUAUUGAGAGUGAUCUUUUCUUUUCUGGGUAAAAGAAAAGAAUUAUUAAGCAAAUGUUACAAGAACAGUACUGCCCAUUACUUCACAGCCUGUAAGAAACAAUUUUUGAUACAAGCCGACAAUUAAGAGAAAAUUCCAAGCACCCCAUGUGGAAAAAAAUUUCUCCCUUUUCUACUCACACUUCCCCAGUUGUUCUGCUCAUGUUCUGAGCUCUGAGAGUUUUUUCUGAGUCUUGUUUGGUCCAAGUAUUGGUUGGCAAUAUGUGGGAUUCUGAGAGUGAAUCUGUUGGUGGCAGAGAUUAUGGCAAUGGGGUGCUCACCACUAGUAAGCAUGGAGUCAAGACUGAUGGAUUUGAACAGAGAGGCCAGUCUUGGUUUGUUGCAACUGAUGUUCCAAGUGAUUUUUUAGUUCAAAUUGGAGAUGUUAGUUUCCACUUGCACAAGUAUCCAUUGCUUUCGAGGAGUGGAAAGAUGAACAGACUCAUAUAUGAAUCCCGCGAGGUAGAGUUGAGCAAAAUAGCUUUGGAUGAGCUUCCUGGUGGACCGGAGGCUUUUGAGCUGGCCGCAAAAUUCUGCUAUGGAAUUGCUGUUGAUUUAACGGCAACAAAUAUAUCUGGCCUACGGUGUGCAGCAGAAUAUCUGGAAAUGACUGAGGACUUGGAAGAAGGGAACCUUAUAUUCAAAACGGAAGCUUUUCUUAGUUAUGUGGUAUUGUCAUCAUGGAGAGACUCUAUACUAGUAUUGAAAAGCUGUGAGAAGUUAUCACCAUGGGCUGAAAAUCUCCAGAUUGUAAGGAGAUGUAGCGAGUCCAUCGCGUGGAAAGCUUGUGCCAAUCCAAAAGGAAUACGAUGGCAGUAUACAGGGAAGCCCCCAAAAGUUUCUAGCCCAAGUUGGAAAGAAAUGAAGGAUUCAAGCCCAAGUAGAAACCAGCAAGUCCCUUCAGAUUGGUGGUUUGAAGAUGUUUCCAUUCUUCGCAUUGAUCAUUUUGUUAGAGUCAUUAAUGCAAUCAAAGUAAAAGGAAUGAGAUUUGAAUUGCUUGGCGCUUCACUUACGCACUAUGCAGUCAAAUGGCUCCCGGGGUUCAUGAAAGAUGGAUCGGGGCCUGUGGUAGAUGAAGGAAGUAAUAGCAGCCAUAGUAAUAGUAGUGGCAGUAGUUGGAAAGGGGGGCUUCAUAUGGUCUUAGCAGGAACAAAAGAUGAUCCACCACCCAUUCACACAAAAGAUCAACGAAUGAUUGUUGAGAGCCUGAUAAGUAUAAUUCCUCCACAAAAGGAUAGUGUUUCUUGCAGUUUCCUUCUUCGGUUGUUGAAGAUGGCAAAUAUGUUGAAAGUGGCUCCAGCUUUGGUUACUGAACUGGAGAAACGGGUCGGAAUGCAGUUUGAACAGGCUGCAUUGUCUGAUCUUCUCAUACCGUCAUACAGCAAAACUGAGAGUACUUAUGAUGUGGAUCUUGUUCAAAGGCUUUUGGAACAUUUUCUUGUUCAAGAACAAACAGAAAGUUCCAGCCCUGGUAGGCAGUCAAUGUAUGACGGGACUCAAAGAGGCAGUAACCCGAAUGCUAAAAUGAGGGUUGCAAGGCUUGUCGACAGUUACCUUACUGAGGUUUCCAGAGACAGAAACUUAUCGAUGACCAAAUUCCAGGUACUAGCAGAGGCUUUGCCAGAAUCAGCGAGAACUUGUGAUGAUGGACUUUAUCGAGCAAUUGAUUCCUAUCUUAAGGCUCAUCCAACACUCUCAGAGCAUGAAAGGAAACGUUUAUGUCGUGUGAUGGACUGCCAGAAGCUAUCCAUCGAUGCUUGUCUGCAUGCUGCUCAAAACGAACGUCUCCCACUAAGAGUUGUGGUACAAGUUCUCUUCUCAGAGCAAGUUAAGAUCAGCAAUGCUAUAGCGAAUAACUCCCUUAAAGAAGCUGGAGACACUCAGUAUCAGCCAAUUGUCUCAAACAGAAACACAUUACUUGAAGCAACUCCUCUGUCAUUUCAAGAAGGAUGGGCUACGGCUAAAAAGGACAUCAACACUCUCAAGUUUGAACUCGAGACUGUUAAAACAAAGUACCUUGAGCUCCAGAAUGACAUGGAAACAUUACAGAGACAAUUUGAUAAAUUGGUGAAGCCAAAGCAUACAUCAGCUUGGACUAGUGGCUGGAAAAAGCUGAGCAAGAUGACUAAGAUGACCAAUUUAGAAAACCAUGAAAGUGGAUCUCAGAAUAUUCCAAAUGCAGAACAUACUAGAAAGACACCUAGAAGGUGGAGGAACUCCAUUUCGUAAGACCAUCCAUGCCCAUAUGUGCUGUCAGACCGAUUUUCGAAUGUUAUCUUCUAGUUUGGUUCCUUCUUGCCUUUCUGUUCUUUUCUUUUCAGUUAACAAUAUCCAGUGUUUCUGUUCCCCCCAAUUUUUUACGCCAUAUUUCUUUUAUCUUUGGUUAAUGAUUUCCUAUUUGUAAUUUCCUUCAUUACUGAAGUGUUUGAUAUUGAUAAGCUUUUACAAUGCUGUAAUCAGGUUCA